AUAAACCCAGAUAGCAGCUCCCCUUACAGCUGUCUGCACCGCACAUAAAAUUAGACCCCCAGACAGUCGUACUCUAGGCACCAGCAGGACAAGACAACUGGGGAAACUGCUGUGGAAGAUGGACCCAAGUUACAGUGCCAGUCUUUACUUUGGAAGCUGCACAAGAUGCAGUAAAGCAGUGUAUGGAGCAGGGAGAGCCUGCCAGGCGAUGGGACAUUUAUUCCACGACACUUGUUUCACCUGCAGUGUUUGCAGUGAAAAACUCAGUGGAAAACCAUUUUAUUCAGUGUCAGGAGGAAUCUAUUGUGAAAAUGACUUUUUGUAUUCAGGAGUUCAUCCAUCCCCAGAAGUGUGUAACAGCUGUGGCUAUUUAAUCAUGGAUAUGGUCUUGCAGGCUCACGGGAAGUCCUAUCAUUCGUGCUGCUUUCGCUGUGUCAUCUGCAAACAAGGCCUGGAGGGUCAGCCCUUCACUGUGGACUCAGACAGCAGGGUUUACUGUGUCAGCGACUACCACAAAAUCCGGGCUCCCUGCUGUGCUGUCUGCAGAACACCGAAUACUGCCAACUGAGGGGUCUACAGAGUCUAUUCGAGUGGUAUCAUCUAACAGAAAUUACCAUGUAGAGUGCUACAGUGGUGAGGUUAACCUUGUUUGAGGAGCAGGCUGAUGAACAUCUUUCUUUGUUUUUCUGCUGGUCUUUGUUUGUAAAUGUAAAAUAUGAGUUUAUUUAUGAGUUAAUUCCUCAAUAACAUUUUGUACAAUUUCUUGUCUGCAAUAAAGUCACUGCAAACAGA
Molecule: messenger RNA, 792 nt
Organism: Lates calcarifer (barramundi perch)
Lineage: Eukaryota; Metazoa; Chordata; Actinopteri; Centropomidae
Gene: limd1b
Product: LIM domains containing 1b
Exons: 7
Coding region: 119-568 (149 amino acids)
Biological process (GO): regulation of DNA-templated transcription; negative regulation of hippo signaling; response to hypoxia
Cellular component (GO): P-body; adherens junction; nucleus
Molecular function (GO): transcription corepressor activity
Source: RefSeq, a predicted model, not a curated record